Messenger RNA from Melopsittacus undulatus (budgerigar), 3021 nucleotides. It is a transcript of the gene TMEM263, whose product is annotated as transmembrane protein 263. The transcript is spliced from 5 exons. Bases 293 to 643 code for a protein of 116 amino acids. NCBI's taxonomy places the organism in Eukaryota, Metazoa, Chordata, Aves, Psittaciformes, Psittaculidae. The record is from RefSeq and is a predicted model, not a curated record.
CGGGCGCCGACGGGGCGGGCGCCACGUCGGCAGCGGGGAAAGGCGCAGGAGUGAAGUCUGUGGCGGAGCUGAAGCGAAGCGAACCGAGCUUGCUGCGCGGCGUUUGCAGGAUACCUGUGUGGAAACACCUAACUAAAAGUCUUCACGGAGGAAUAUAUUUGGCAGCAGGCAGUGUGAAGAGGAACCUGCUUUAGGAUACACUGCAGUCUGGUGACCAGGGCACUCUCUUGCAAAGUGGAACAUAGGAGCUUGAAUCUUAACAGACAGAGGAGGCAUCACAUUGUAGGCAAUAAUGAAUCAAACGGACAAAAACCAACAGGAAGUCCCAUCAUACCUUCAUGAUGAACCACCAGAAGGUUCGGUAAAAGACCACCCACAGCAGCAGCCUGGCAUGCUUUCUCGUGUGACUGGUGGCCUCUUCAGCGUCACAAAGGGAGCUGUUGGUGCCACAAUUGGGGGUGUUGCUUGGAUUGGAGGGAAGAGCUUGGAAAUCACCAAAACAGCAGUUACAUCUGUGCCUUCAGUGGGAGUGGGGCUAGUCAAAGGAAGUGUUUCUGCUGUAGCUGGAGGUGUUACAGCUGUAGGAUCUGCUGUUGCAAGUAAAGUGCCUUUAACGGGAAAGAAAAAGGAUAAGUCUGACUAAAUCCAAAACUGAGACAUAUUUGAUCCUCCAGAAUAUUACAACAGUGGCAUUAAAAUCUGCUCAGAUUUGGACCAUGAGAAGCCAUGUGUCUUAGACACUUUAUCUUCUAAAGAGUUGUGCAAGUAACUAUUUCAUCUGAAAAGGACGGAAGAAGCUUGGCUAGCACGGCGUAUGAAGAUUCAUUAGAGCCUAGAUUGAAGCUUUGUAUCUGGUGAAAUGUUACACUUGAUAACUAUAGAAGUAAGUGUAUCUGAAGGGGUAAUACAUAUUUGAAUAUUCAUUUACUGUAAGUCUUUUGCGGUUUUGGACUAAAAUGUGAACACAAACUUGGUAGUCUCUGCUGUACCAUCAAUAUGGUGAGAUACCAUUUACUGUUCUCAGUGGUUUCCACAUCCUCCUGCUAAGGAUUCUUCAGCUUUGUAAUGGCACUGUAGGAUGUGCCUGAAUAGUUUGGGUUAUGAAACUGUAUAUGCAGGCAGCCUGUAAACUCCCAGUGACUGCUCUGCCCUUGCAUACUGGAGCAAAUAGAACUGGUGUGGUGCAGAAACUGGAAGUCACAGUGGAGAUAGAAGAGAGAAGGUUCAACAGCAUGGUAGAAGGGAUCAUGAAGAGUAAACUAACAAUGCCUUAUUAGAGAAAAAAAUAUCUUUUUUACUAGGUGAAGCUGUCUGAAGAACUGUCCAGUCAUUUCAGUGCAGUUCACAGAUAACCUUUAGGCUCUCUUUAUGAAUCCUGGUAACUGAAACCUUUUCCAUUUUUACUGAAACAAGAUUGUUCCAUCUCAGGUGUAUUUCCUGGCAAGUGAAAACUUGCUUCUAAUAAACUUCUUCUAAACACUAGAAAAAAUUAUGGCUUAAUGGAAACUGGGCUGAUGUUUGUGGUCAUCUGGCACAACUGCCUGACUUGAAAUGCCUUUGUGUAGUUGGAAACCACUGAAGAACUGGCAAAGCUGUUGUCUCAACUCCAUGAUGCACUAGGUUUAAGUUUCUUGCUCUGUUAAAGCAAAUGUAAGGAUUUUUUCACUACAUCUUUCUCUCAUACUUUGCAUUUUGAUGUUUGAGUCAAAUGCAAUACUCUUAUUUAAAAGAAACCAAAAAAGUAGAUGGGGCCUUAAAAGAAAAUAGAACCAUCAUCCAAGUAACUUGUAUACUGACAGAUUCCAAAUGCUGACACACCUCCAGUGGGAACAUCUGUAGAUCCUCAGCCGUGUGAGGGGAAAAUGCACUUGUAACAACACAGCUUGUGGUUGCCUUAAAACAAGCUGUUAGUGAUCUUUUUGUGUACUGACUUUGCAGAUGAGUAACCUCUUCAGAAGCCCACAGAAGGUGGCUGUGAAUGUUGUGUAUGCAGUGUUUUCUACAAACUUGUGUUCCUGCACGGAACUUCUAAGCACAUAAGCUUCCUUUUUCAGUGGCUGUGAUUGUACAAGAAGGCUAUAUAGGGAGACUUUUUAGAUAUUAAAAAACAAUCAAAACAUAUCACUUAUCUAAAGAUUAGUCCUUUUUUCACGGAUGUUGAAAGUGUACUGGGUGUAAGUUAUGGUACAGUAGUCACCUAGCCUUUCUGAGCCAUUGGUACUUCACUCCAGAGCAGCUUUAUCUGGUAUCAGUAAUUGUAUAUGUUGGUAGUACAGUAUUUGUAAGCAUGGGGAUUUAGGGUGGUGGGGAAAGCAAUAGCCCAAUAAAUGGCUUUAUCUGCUCCUUUUGUUAGAUGCACCAGCUGCUCAGCUCCAACCUGCUGCAAGGGUGUGGUAAGUUUAUGCAACAAAUGGAAGACUUUAACUAUUUUUAAUAGUCAAAGCUAAUUACACAGAAUACACUGCAGUUCAAGGAUGCCAAUUAACUCUAGAAAUGAGCUAGCCUGGGUAUCAGAGGCAUUGUGGCUGCAGCAAAUAACAUGUGGUCUGCUGCUGUGCAGUUCCCAGUGUAGACGUAUCCCCACAGUGCUACGGCUGAACCCUUGGAGUAACCUGUUUGGAGCACAGUUGUAUUUGUGACACUCAGCCAAACCCUUCCCAAUAGUUUGCUGAAAACAAAUGAACUGCUCAUACCCCUUUUUUUAUGACAUUCUCUAAUUUUUAUACUAUGAAACUUGCUGCAGAACAAGUAUGGUCUGAGAUAAGCAAUGUGAGAUCUGUAACAAGCUGCCGACACACUUCAUGAUGUUUUGUUCUUGACGUAUCCUGUAGUUAUUACCUCUGAAUCUUGUAACUGAAACACUUCAACAUGGCAUAUGGUUUUAGUUUUCAAAAACAGCUUUGUCCUGUAUCUUGUAUAUUUUCCAUUCACUUCUGAAACUUGUUUUGUCUUAAAAACUUGUUCUGAUUCUUUCCUGACACUUGUGAAACAUUAAACUGUUGCUGUUUCAGAUGCUUAAAA